AAAACUUUGAACAGCACACGACUCGCACACGAUGCCGAUCAACUGGGUCGACCUCCGCCGCAUUUCAGACAUCGUGCAGCGCGACUUGGACGCCUAUGGCCUCGAUGAACAUGAAGACUACGAGAGUGUCUUCGCCAUGUGGGAAGCCGAGCUGGCAGACGUGAAGGAGUCUUCCACGUCCACAGCUGGAUGGUACACCAGUGGCGCCAAGUACUGGGAGGACGAGAACAACUGCCCGCCCAAUGACCAGGGCGUGCUUGGUGGAUACGGACACAUAUCACCUGUUGACGUGGAAGGGUCGUCGCGUUUUCUCGAUCGCGUCCAAGAGCUUCGACCUGGCAUGGGACGACAGCUAGCCAUUGGUGUGAGCUUCUCUGAAUCGCACGGUUUCAUAGCUUUCAAGGUAGACUGCGGCUGUGGCGUGGGACGGGUCGUGAAGAACCUGUUGCUGCCUCGAUUCGACGCAGUGGAUUGUUUAGAACAAUGCCAGCGCCUCUUGAACACUGUUCCAAGCUACAUUGGGAACGCAAGCGACACCGCGCGCAUUCGCAACCUGUACUGCAUGGGGAUGCAGGAUUUCCAGCCCGAGGCCGGCACAUACGAUCUCAUUUGGUGCCAGUGGGUGCUCGGUCACUUGACAGACAGUGACUUUGUUGAGUUCAUGAAGCGGUGCCAAGCAGCGCUAGCUCCGAACGGCGUGAUUUGCAUCAAAGAGAACGCGAUCAACGAGGGCGCACCUUACUACGUGGACAAAGACGACAGCAGUUUGGGCAGGUCGCCCGUGUAUUACAAGAGUCUGUUUCGCCAAGCCGGGUUGACGCUCGUGGCCGAAGCGGAACAGUCGGAUUUCCCGGAUGAGCUGUAUCCAGUCGUAUCGUAUGCAUUGUACUAAACAAAUCGCUUUUCCGAAGCCUUCGAGUUCUUAAAAGAACGACUUGUUGC
Aphanomyces invadans is the source of this 942-nucleotide messenger RNA. RefSeq lists its product as hypothetical. Gene Ontology annotation, cellular component: cytoplasm. The transcript has 4 exons. Gene Ontology annotation, molecular function: methyltransferase activity. Gene Ontology annotation, biological process: N-terminal protein amino acid methylation. Lineage: Eukaryota; Oomycota; Saprolegniomycetes; Saprolegniales; Verrucalvaceae. The coding region runs from base 32 to 892 and encodes 286 amino acids. The record is from RefSeq and is a predicted model, not a curated record.